AGGUAAUUUUGUACGUCGGCGUCGUGGUUUGGCGCCAGGCGAUUUCGCGGGGUAACAGCACAAGGAGACAGAGACAGAGGAAGGAAGCUGAGAUAUUAAACAAUAAAACGCUGGAUUUAAAAGGCGCAGACACCGGGGAGUGACGCGGACACAGCUGGUGAAAUCUCCGGCUUUGAUGCUGUGUCACUUGUGCCUCUCACAUCCCUCAUCCCGAACUCCUUUGCGCUCUGGAUACGGUGGAGGGUGAACGCAGCUUGACACAAAUCUCACUGAGGCCUUGAGGUGAGUAAUUAUGAUGGCGACGGCAGAGCCUCCAAGCAGCUCCAGCUUCCUCCCUCUGCUGGAGUCUCUGGAGGACAGUGCCGCUGGACAGUCCGAGCAGACAGACGCCUACCUCACCAUCGCCAAUCGGCUCAGCGGUGAGGAAGGCCGCCAGUUUCUUCCUGCAGUUGAAAAGCACUUUUCUCGUUUGGGUAAAGCCAUCUUGGCUCAUAUAACCAGUCCGAAUGCAGAGCUGAGCCAGGCUGCCCUGCAAGCUUUAGGGUUUUGUGUGUACCACUCUCAUGUCGUCUCUGGAGUGCCUGAAACUUUUGCAGCAGAAAUAAUAUCAGCACUUUGCUCUCUGGUGGUAAAGUCAACGGAUAAGAACACAUGCACCAGAGCAUUAUGGGUCAUCUCCAAGCAGAGCUUUCCUUCAGAUGUAGUUGGCAAAAAAGUGCCGUCUAUACUGGGAACUCUGGAGAGUGUGUGGAGCAGAGAGGACAUCCAGUCUGUAGUGAUGGAGCAUGAAGCCUUGAACGUUGUCAUCAGGAUGCUGGAGCAGGUGCCAGCACAGAUGGGCGACGGAGCAGUGCGGUGGGCGAAGCUAGUCAUUCCCCUGGUGGUCCACUCUGCGCCCAAGGUCCGUCUACGAGCAGCAGCGGCCAUGGAGUUGGGCAUGCCUCUGUUGCUGGAAAAACAGAUGGAGGUGGCUGCUAUCAUCGAACCAAUGAUGUCCACGAAACUGAUCCCAGAGCUGCAGAAGCUUUUCAUGUCCAAGAAUGAAACCAACGUCCUGAAGCUCUGGCCCUUAUUUGUGAAACUGCUAGGGAAGCUGCUGCACAGAGGAGGUCCCUUCAUCAACUCUCUGCUGCAUCUGGAGGAGCUUGGUUUCCGCAGCUCCUCUCCAACCAUCAAGAAGAUCGCCUUCAUCGCCUGGAAGAGCCUCAUAGAUAACUUUUCUCUCAAUCCAGACAUCCUGUGCAGUGCCAAACGUAUGAAGCUCCUUAUGCAGCCGCUCACAUCCAUCCACGUCAGGACAGAAGCCCUGCUGCUCACCAAGGUGGAGGUCUGGUGGUACCUGGUGGUCCAGCUGGGACCCAACCUGUCAUCCAACUUUGAUCAGGUUUCAGUGCCUCUGCUCCAGUGCACUAUUGGAUCUGACUCCUCUGCAGUCCCGGGCACUCCUUCUAGAGCCGUCGCUCAAAAUGGUGCUGCUCCACCUGGCACACCCAAAACUGGCACUCCAGGCUUCAACAGCCCAGCCAACACGUCUCGGAUGAGUCUGAACUCCAGUGUCCACGUCCCCGCCACCUUCCCCUCCACCCAGCUGCUGGGCCUGGAGAUGUUGCUCCACUACUUCCUGGGGCCAGAGGCUGUUGCUGCUGCAGCAAAGAGAAAACUGAUCCUGAGUCUUGAGCCCUUAAACCACCCCCUCCUCUCCGGUGCUUCCUCCUUCUCUAAACAUGCUACAGUGCUAAUCUCUAACAUCAGAGAUGGAUUCACCAACAUUGGCAAAGACGCUCCAGAUUCCCUUUUGGCUGUCCUAUGGACCAAUCUUGUCCGUUAUGUCAACCUAACUAUAGAGUCUGUAGGCAGUAAGAAGGACCGUCAGGGCUGUGAAGUACUCACACUGAUGCUUCAGGCUCUGCAGAGCAUCGUCACCUCAGGAGCUCUGCCUGCAGACAGAGUCCUGGUUCUGUUUGAGGCCACGGUGAAAGGUCUUCCCCAGAGAGUUCUUGGCUCUGCCUCCUACCAGGUUGGCAAGAUGGAUGUGCUCAAUGGAACACCAGCUCUUUUUCUCAUCCUUCUACUCUACAACAGCAGCAUGCUCUCGGCCUACAUAGAGGACGAAAGGUUUUUUCAGUGCCUUCAAACACUGGUGGGCUGUGGCUUGUCAGGCCCCACUUCCCCUUUAGCGUUUGCGGAGGCGGUGCUCGGUGCCAUCAGAGGCAGUGCAGGCUCUCUGCAGAACAAGGAGCAGCUGUGGAGGAUGUGGAGCGUGAUGGUCAGCCCGCUCACAGACACCAUCACACAGUCUAAUGAAGUCAACCAAGGUGAUGCUCUGGAGCACAACUUCAGUGCCAUGCACUCUGCCCUGCUGUUCCCCAUUACACACCUACUUCAUGGCACACCACUACAGCAGGCGGCCCAGAAGUCAAUGCUGUCCACGUGGUCGAAGCUGUACAAGGUGUUUGCCCGCUGCUCGGCGCUGGUGGUCACAGCUGAGGAGAACAUCUGCUGCGAGGAGCUCUGUGCAAAGAUGACUGCUUCCAUAGACAAGGAUGCCUUAAUGCUUCCUUCAACAUUACAUGCUGUCGCCAGUAUCCUCCAAGUCAUGGUCGAGUGUGUGGACUUCUCGCCGUACACACCUCAGUUUCAGCAAAAGCUGAAGUCUCCUCACACACCUGUGAACUGGAUGAAAAAGAGGAACAAGGCCCUUGGGAAUCUCACCACGUUCCAGUCCCUGCUAGUCCAGUGUCUGGAGGUUUAUCUGGAGGGCCCUGAAGAUGCUUCCUCCGAGGCCACGGGAGUUGCCCUGGUCUCCAUCCUGUCUGCUCUCUUCACCAACCUCACCCUCGCCAAUGCUGUCCAGGAGGCACUCGCUUCUCUGAUUCAGCCUCUCACCCUCUUCUACAAACCAGCAGCAAGCGAGCAGCCUGAACUCACCUCGCAGCUUCUGGCAAAGCUUGAGAAGCUUCUUAGUGAGGUUUUUGGCUGCCUGCAGAGCCGAUCUACUUUGGCCUACAAUGAUGAGCUCCUGGCUCUGCUUUCUCCUCUGCUGUGUGUGUUGUUCCCACACAAGAAUAAGCAGCUCCGCACCUCAGCCACUCAGUUCUGGAAUUCCACCUUCGCCAACUCAGUCAGCCUCACUUACCCCGAAGAGAUCAGACCAAUACUGAGCCUAGUGAAGCAGAAGAUCCCAAUCAUUCUCCCUGGCUUUGAGGUCGUCACUGUUUCUGAUGAGCUCAGUGGGCAAUAUUCUAGUGAGAGUUCUCAGUUGGAGACCAAGCUCAGUGGGAUGCCCAUCUCGUCUGUGGGGAAGAGGGACUCACUGCUGGGAAAGGCUGCUGACCUGAAGGACAAGAGCUCCGCAAAGACCCCCAAACCUGUUUCUACAAAGCUGGACUUUAGCUCUCCCAAGCCUCCCCGCAGAGAGGUGUUGGAGGAGGAGGCCUCCAUCGACUUUGUCUUCAUUCCUCCUGAGACAAAGGAGAGAGUUUUGACAGAGCACCAGAAGGAGGUGAAGAGGACUAAAAGGGUUGACAUCCCAGCCAUGUACAACAACCUUGAUGCUUCUUUGGAUACAACAGUUUUCUCUCAGUACACUCAGAGCCAAGAGGACUCUUUGGACAAACUGCCAACAGAACAAGUUGACAAGGUUACCAAAGAGGCUCCGAGCAAGGUUCCUCAGGAAGAUAUGGAAAAUGAGGAAGACAAUGAAGUUCUAACAAAAGAGACUCAAGACUAUGCCAGCCCAGAAGCAGAUCACGUGACAGAAAACCAUCAGCAGGAAGAGGUGAUUCCAGAGUCAGCAGAUGUUUCCAUGGAGGAUGUUACCAAGAGUGACAAUAGAGCAGAAGAUAAUGAAAUUCAGACUAAAGAAGGCUCAAGUCCUAACAUCUCUGGCUCUUCAGAUUUGGUCUCAGGGACUCCUCAGAAAUCCAACAGUCGCCGUCAGUCCUUUAUCACUCUGGAGAAGUAUGCUGAGGGGAAGCCUGCCAGCCCCAGCAGUGCUUCCAAGUUCACAGGUCCCCUCUUAAAGACCUCCAAUAGCCAAGAACUCUCUAAAAACAACAAGACAUCCUCUUAUCAGUCUUCGCAGACACUCACUGGUCCAGACUCUCAAGAUUCCCAGUCCAGUCAGACAGGAAAAAUAAACUCCCAGUGUCCUGUGAGCAUGCCACUGGAGUCCCCUCGAAGACCUAAAGACUCUGGGAUAAAAAGUGAGCCUGUAAGGCUGACUGAGAGACUGCCCAGUGACACAACAGAGGAUGAAGAUGUUAUCCCAGACACCCAGACCAAAGUGGAGGCCAAGGAGAGUACAAAAAUGGCUUCCACAUCAGAGGAAAUGAAACCAUCAAGUCAGGAAGAAGAAUUGGAUGAUUCUCAAUCGUCUGUGACUCAGACUUCGCCAGGUGAACCCAGACGGUCUGGACGCCAAAGAGUGAGACCUCUGCUGCCUGGAGAGGGCCCUGAGGAACAGGAAGAUAAAUAUGUGCAGUCAAAAAGGAGACGUUCUGGAGAGGAACCUAAAAGUGAUUCUCCAAAGUCAAGUUCAACACAAAGCAGACCAAACACAAGAAGUAAGCAGGCUGCUGAGGAGGACAGUGGCAGAGAGAGGUUACGAACAAGGGCUCAGAGGGACAAGAGUGAGACAGGCCAGACUAAUUCGCAGGGUAGAGCACACAAGAAGAUCAAACUGUAUAGCAGUUCAGAGGAGUUCCUUGAUAAUCCUGAACCCAGAAGGAGAAGCACCAGAGAGCAGUCCAGUAGAGAGUCCAGCCAGACUGACCCAGACUCACAGUCUGAUUAUGAAAGCCAAUCACGGGGUAGGCGCGGUCGGCGAAGCAAAACAUCAUUAGAGACUGGCGUGGAAGGCGGACUGAAGAAAAAAGUUUUGCAUGAGAAAGAGCAGUCUAGCCCAACUGCCACACACAAGCCUGUAGAACACACUGAAAAGGAUAAGGACCUAAAGAGAGACUCUCAGAUGAUCACUCCUUCCCCUCAAACUGACUCUCAGAUGGUCAACCCUUUGCCUCAAACUGUUGACAGAUCUCAGGGGUUUGAGCUUGUAGAACACACAAAAAAGGAUGAUAAUGAGAUUAAGAGAGACUCUCAGAUCAUCACUCCCUCCCCUGAAACAUCCCAAAAGUCUAGCUUGAAGAACAGACCUGAAAAGGAAAAAGAUUCUUCAGUAUUCGCUUCUUCUCCAAUUAACGAGUUUCAAGACAGAACAAACAAGUCAAUGAAUGAAUCAGAGUGCAAAGACGGACACAAGACAAAAGACAGUACUGAUGACAACCUUAGCCAGGAGGACUCUCAAGUGAUCACACCUUUGUCUUCUGAUAGCCAGUCUCUGCGUAGAUCCAGAAGAAGCAAAGCUUCAUCUGAGGCAACAGAGUCUGAAGACACAAGUGACCGUAAGAAUUCAUCAGGAAGGCAGAGUCGGUCUAAUUCUCAGACAACUGGAUCAGUUGUCAGUCAGGCAGAGGUCACAACUGGAGGUAGGACCAGGAGGAGCAAAGCACAAGAAGGGCUGUCAAAAUCAAGUCCUAGCUCAACCCCAGAGAGCUCUGAGUCAUUAGAUUUUGCUGGAUCAGCAGAGUCCUCCCAAAGCAGGGGCAGAUACUCAAGACGAAGGUCUUCUCAACCGUUAAUACCAAAUAUGGAGUCCUCAGAGUCUGAAUCCUCUGAGGUCAGAGAAAAUCUCCCUAUACCCAAAAAGAGAGGGAGGAAACCUCGAGCUUCUCUUCCAAGUCCUCUCACCCUUGACUCUAAAGAAAACAGAAUCAAUAACGAUAUAGAAAAGGACGUUGCUGAUGCCUCUCAAAGAACAGAUAUGCAAAGCAUAGAAGCAAAAAAUGUAACGGAUUUAGAAGAAUCACAGAAAAGCCAAGAUUCGCAGGGUUCUGAAUCACUCCAGGUUACAGGUGACCCUGCAGAGCAAAUAAACAAAGAGUCACCAAUGGAGGUUGAGCCCGUUGCCCCAGAGCAUACUGAGAUUGACGACACAGAGAGGAGCAGUGUGUCACCUCGUGAGAAGAGGCAAAGAGACUCUGAAACAAACAUUGACAAUACUUCUUCACAAGAGAGUAACACUGGGGGUUUGGAAAUGCUUGAGCCAGUUGGGAUCAGUGAUGAACAGAUUCAGGAAAAGUUGUUCAGUGACCCAUCUGCUGUGGACACACCAGCACCUCCUGAGGAGACAACAGAGAAACCUCAGGUCUCAGAGUCUUCAGAGGACAAAGCUGAAGACGUUUCUGAAUCUGAGGACCGUGUUAAAGAAAAUCCUAAAGAUGGUUCUGAUUCAGACCACCAAGAACAUCCAGCUGUUCUGGUGGGUGACAUGGCUCAAGAUGAUACCUCCUCUCCACAGAACCAGGUAGGGUGUCCAAAUGAACUUUCAAAGGAGGAUGAACAGUUUGCCUCAAACCAGCACACAGAAGGCAGCACUGAGGAAGAGAUCACACCUCUACAGGAGAAUGAUGAAGACGGUAAAACCAAGAUUAUGGAGUGUCAGGAUGAAGAGAAAACUCAGCCGCCCAACACUGAGAACAAUGUAGUUGUAAACCUGGAUGCCGCUCUGACUGAUCUUUGUGAUGCUUCAGUGUCUGCAGAAUCUACUAGCAAAGAUGUUUUUCAGGAUUCUCCAGUGAAGCAAAAGGACCUGGGGGCUGUCAUGGGGUCAGAUGUUGGCCAAAGCCCCAGCAGUGGCAGGACUAGAGGAACUUGGUCUCCUUCAGCCUCCCCUUCUACUAGUAUUCUUAAGAAGGGCCAGAAGAGACCACUAGAGGAGGAGACUCCCUCACCUCUUGUCAAAUCCAGACGUGUGUCUUUUGCUGAUCCGAUCCAGCAGCAGGAAACGGCAGAUGACAUUGAUCGUCGCAGCCCUGCUCUGAGAACCAGUUCCCCCAGAAGAUCCAAAGUCUGCAGUAUCCCACAGCCCAAGUAUGUCACCACUCCAACAAAGGGCUUGCUGAUCCUGAGCCCCAGAAAUCUGCGCAGUCCAGGUUACAAGAGCUCCAAGAAAUGCCUGAUUUCUGAAAUGAGCCAAGAGCCUCGACCUGUUUCCAAAGACUGUAUCUAUCCUGCCCUGGUUGGCUGCUCUGCACCUGUAGAAGCUGUGCUACCUCAGAUAUCCUCCAACAUGUGGUCUCGUGGUUUUGGGCAGCUUGUUCGAGCCAGAAACAUCAAAACGGUCGGUGACCUCAGUGCUCUAACUCCCAAUGAAAUCAAGACUCUGCCAAUUCGCUCCCCAAAAAUCUCCAAUGUCAAGAAGGCACUUAAAAAUUAUGAGCAGCAGCGUAAAGGUCGAGGUGGUGACGAGUUGAAGAGUUUUGAUGAAACCGAGAUGAUGACCUCUGAACUGGAGGAGACUAGUGCCCCUCAAAACCAGGAUGAGGAGGAUAAGACCUCAGCCGAGACAUUAGCAACAGAGCUGGUGGAUGAACCUGUUCCUGCAGACGGGAGACCACAGCAGGACAACUAUGGCAAUCAGACACCUGACACGCUGGCAGGAGGAGAACAUCAUCAGCCCGAAGGACGGCUGCUGUCAGAGGUGGAGGCUCUGACCUGCAGGAUGACGCCUCUUGAACUCAGUCGCUGCUCGCCGCAGCAGCUCGUCCAGAUGCACGAUCAGUUAGGAUGCAUGAUGAGGCGCGUGGUUGUAGAGCUGCAAACACGCCUCUGCCAGACGGCAGAUCCUGAGGAGACUACUGCUUCUGCUGGGUCAGACAGCUGUACAGGCUCUAUGAGGCACUAAGAUUGAUCCAUUUCAAGAACAAUCUGUGACUCAGGAUAAAAUGUUCUUUUAUUCACCCAGGCUUUGUGUAAAUGGACGUGUCAAAUCAGCGAAGGAGGAUUUUAUGGCUUUAACUCAGCUUUGGCCUUUCCUCACCUUUGACUCUUCUUGGCUAAAGAUGUUUUCAAUAAAUGCUAGGAGCAGAUUUUUUUCUUCUCUAGCUUGAGCCUUUGGGGAGUUAUGACGAUUUUAAGAAACGCUCAAAGGGAAGCACAGUUACACUUUUUAAGCUGUGUCAAAAGAUGACGAUUUUUAAUAGGUGAAGUCUCAACAAGGAUUUUCCUGUUGUCCUCUGUAGACUUUGUAUUAAGGGACUGAUGUGAGACUACGAAUGUAGGUGAAGAAUAAUAACUCCACAUGCUGUUAACGCUUCCAAUUUUGUACAUAUGAUUUCUCUUAUGUCACUUCAUUCCUCCAUGUUCCUGUUUACAAAAAUGUACGAUAGCACUGACAUGUUUUUUAGUUUUUAAUCCUUUUCUGUCAUCUCACUUUCAUGUCUUGUCGCAUUUUUAAUUAAAUGAAACACACAGUAGAUGGUAGUAGACAAUCUGCACUUCAGUCUUUAAUUGUGAUCUUAAAUUCUUAAAUAAAAGGCAAAAUUGAUAAUGAUUUUUAAAGCGCAAUUACAGUUUUGAGCUUUUUGUUUGACUUUGAGGGACAUUUGGACUUUUUUUGUUAAGACAGGAGUUGAUUGUCUUAAAUAGAAAGGUGUGUUGUAUAAGUGGUAUGUCAUAGAAGAAAGAAGCAAGGAGCUCUACAAUCCAAUUCUUGUUUUUUUUUUUUAAAUACCUGUAUUCUUUGUUUCCCUUCAUUUAACAUGAUUUUCUAGACUCAGACUGUUUGAAGUCAGUACUCUUGGUAGGCUGCUAUAAACUGACUAAAUGAUA
Messenger RNA from Lates calcarifer (barramundi perch), 8670 nucleotides. It is a transcript of the gene rif1, whose product is annotated as replication timing regulatory factor 1. Gene Ontology annotation, cellular component: nucleus. NCBI's taxonomy places the organism in Eukaryota, Metazoa, Chordata, Actinopteri, Centropomidae. Gene Ontology annotation, biological process: telomere maintenance. The record is from RefSeq and is a predicted model, not a curated record.